AGAUUGGGGGCGAGGAGGAAGGGUUGGAAAAGAGGAGGAAGAGCAAAAUCACCAUUUAAAAACACAUCUCGUCUUCAUUUAACCUGUCAUUUGCUCUAACUGAUUUGGAUAACGUAUAUUAAGAAAUCCAGCCAAAAUGAGCAUCUUUGGUGUGGCAGUUGUUAGCACUCUACUGUGCUCUGUUUGGUCAUCAACCAUUAAAGCAAAAGAUGAACACCGCACUGCUUUCUUUGGGGAGGAUAUUCAUAUUCCCGUGCCGGCUUUAGACACAACAGAGGUGAUGUUCAAGCCAAGGGUGGAGCCGAUGUCUGAGCGGGUUCUCCUGCGGAACAGGGACCAUCUGAAUCCAAGAGCCAAACUGAACACUCACAUCAGCCAGUUGAUUCUGGAGGAUGUGGGCGAGGAUGAUGAGGGCACAUAUGUGGUGAAGAACUCUUUGGCUCCAGCAGAUGUCAGACGGAUCAUUCUCAUUGUUAGAGACUGUGCACUAGAGACAGUGGUGAAAUAUGGAGACACAUAUCACAUCCCGAUUGACCCUUUGAUUGGUCCAUACACCCUUGAGUUCAGGUAUGGAGGUCAAACUAAUGUUAACCAGACCACAGAUGCACCACCUGUGCUGCUUUUCAACCGGACCGCUUUCCCUAUGGAAGCGUAUGAGAACCGUCUCACGGUCAACGAGAAAAGGGUAAACCUCCAUUUGGUCACAGGAGCAGACGAGGGCAGCUACACCAUCGUGGAUAGUGAUGGAAAAGUCAAAAUGAGGACCUGUCUCAAUGUGAAAGAUCACCAGAUCUUUGAGCACUUGAGUUAUGGAGGAACCCUGAAGGUCAAGCUCCAUGUGGAUCACACCAAAGUUAAAAUGGUCUACAUUCCCGACACUGACCACAAGGAGCGACUCAUCCUGGACCAGGGAGAGCUAGUGCUGCCUCUGGAUCCUGCCUUGGAAGGUCGAGUGUCUGUUGAAGGAUCUUUGUUCUUCCUGAAGAAAGUCAAAGUCAGUGACAUGGGCGUCUUUAGAGUCAUGGACUUUUCAGGCUUCCGGAUAGCUGACGUCUACCUUCAUGUUGAGCCCUAUAAGUUGCCACAGUUCUAUGUAGCAAUCAUCUCCCUGCUGUCUCUGCUUGCGUUCCUGCUGUUGGUGUGUCUAUUGUCCUGUCUGAUUAGGGUUCACCGUCGGGCAGAGAGAGAACGUAAGAUCACCUUAAUCGCUCAGCAGGCUGGCAAGGGCGAUGGAGAUGCUUUCAGACAGGUGGUUACUGAUGCUUAUACUAGAUUCGCAGAGGACUCCACCAUGCAGUCCACAUGGGAGAACAACACUGAGAGCACAGAAGUUGAGAUCAAAGGACUUGAGGUAUCAAAACCAGGUCAGUAUCAGGCUUUCCCUUCAGACAAAAACGUCUUGAGAUGAAUGACUCGGGUGUGGAAUUCAAUACAUCCACGCUCCCUCUGGACAGUGAUACAGAUGUACCAGACAAUUUCACCUCUCACAAGCUCAUUCUUGAGUCUGACACUCUCGCCGGUGUCCCCCCAGCCAUUUCCGAAGGUGACCACAGUGCCACUCGCACCCCUGAUUCUGUCCUGAGUGCUAGCCCGGUGGUCCAUCCCGAAUCUGGGGCUCAAACAGAUGGUAAUUUGAUUGAAGCCACCACACCUGAAGGAAUGGCCAAAGCGAAUGAACUAGAAGCAAAGACGAGCAAAGAUGCCUCGCCACUUUCUGAGAAAGUCACCACAUUGGAUCCAGUCACUGGAACCACAACCUGAGGACUGUAAGGAAAUACAUCAGUAUACUUAGUCUCACUAACCGACUUAUCAGUCUCAACCAUUACACCAAUGUGAACACUUUACAUCUGUAACUUCUCACCACUUGACAUGGCAAUUAAUCUCGCUUGGACUCAUCUGAUCUACAACGAAUGCUUGUCGAACAAGCAAAACAACUUAAUCCUAGAAGACAACCCAAGAGUUGACAACGCACUCAAACUAAAUUAAUUAAAUUAACUUUGGGGAAAAAAAGAAAAGAAAAAAAAAAACUAUGAUUAAAUGGACCCACACAAUGCAUGCCUUUUGAAUUACUGAAGAUUUCUUGACUAUCUAGCAGCCAAAUGCCAGAUUAGAGUGAUCAUGUAGUGCAUGUGAAGAAGAAAAAUAAACUCACAACACAUUUCAAGACAAAUAUAUAGAUGGUAGAUUUUUAACUACUGAACCAUGCUGCUGGAACUGAGGCAUUUAUGAAAGUGUUAAACUGCCUGAAACUCCACGGAAGCUUCAAGCAAUAUCUGAAGAAAAUGGGUGUCUACUCUCAUAUUUUUCAAAGAGUUAAUCUACCAAAUGCCAAUGAGAUAUUUUGAGAGUUUCUUCAUUUGGUCGACCACUUCAACUAGACCUGGUGGGAACUCUUUGUUUGAGACCUUUUAAAGUCAAAACCAACUUUGAAGUGCAUUAAUAAUUUUUGUUUAUGGUAAAAUAAACAUCCCGAUGAAUGAGGAUCACGUUGGUGACAGGUAUCUGAUAUGGUAGCUUAACUUUGUUAAUAGGAUCAGCUGUGGUCGAGAGUUUUGGCUCUGGUCCAGAGAAACUGCUGACAGAACCGCUUGUCUCAGCAGUUUCAGGUGCUGACUCCACUGGGGUGUCUCCAAAACUUUGGUUUUCCUUUUAUCCCUUUUCUUUUUUCCUCCUUUAUGAUCCUUUAUUCUGUCUAAUUGGAUGUGUUUGAAAGGAUGAAAGUACUUUGAUAGUUGAAAGUUCUUGAAGGAACCUCUGAUUAUUCUUAUGUCAAUGUCUCUAUGACAAUGACAAUAAUUGUUGGUGCUAAGUUUUUUGGAGCUUUUUAGAUUUGCAGAGAAAAUGCAGAUUCUGGAUUGCAAAUUGUGUAGUGAUUGCUUGCUCAAUGAGCAUCUCGUUCUUUAAAUCUCUUAAUACCAUUCGAGGUUUCAUGUUGACUGUGCAUUGCUGUCAGCUGAACUUGACAAGAGUCUGAAUCGAGAAGUGAACUGAAUACAGGAAUGAAUAUCCUAAUAAUCUAAUAGUUUUUCAAUAUUUAAGUCAAUACACUUAAAUCUGCAUAAAAUACAUUAUUAUUGUCAUAUGUGACAACAUUCCUUACAAAAAGCAUCUUGGAAUUAUUGCGAUGUAAACAUGGACAGUUUAAACAGUAAAAUGCAUCAAUUUUUCCUACCAUUUGAAGCCUUCCUUUCCUUUAAAAUACUUCAGAAUGUAUUAUAAAUCAUCAAUAUCUAGAUGCACAAUCUCUAACUCUUUUUUUCUUCAAACCAUUUUCUCAUAGCACUCAAUUCUAAGGUAUUAAUUUGACUCCUAAUGUUGUACAUAUUUGUUAACGUCUUGAUUUUUGGUAAAUGUGUGAAAUCUUGCAUGCCAAGAUACUUUUAAUGCUGAUAAAUGACAAGAAAUACAAUGCAAUAUUACAAUGAGUUGUAGCUUGCAUCAUGAGAUGUGGCACGGCCUGUUGGUAAAAUUGCUACCUCAUGUUUUGAUGUCUGAAGAUUGUAGAGAGGGAAAAUGUCUGAUGGUUGACCGAUAUUAGAGUUUGCUGAUAAGGAUAACAGAUUAAUUGGCCGAUAGUGUUUAAAAUCAUUAUACUGAAUGUGUUUAAAAAUAUAUAUAUUUUGGAAUGCCCAAUUCCCACUACUUACUAGAUCCUUGUGGUGGCGGGUUACUCAACUCAAUCCAGGUGGCAGAGAACAAGUCUCAGUUGCCUCCACUUCUGAUACAGUCAAUCCGCACAUCUUAUCACGUGGCUCACUGUGCAUGACACCGCGGAGACUCACAGCAUGUGGAGACUCAUGCUACUCUCCGCGAUCCACGCACAACUUACCACACGCCCCAUUGAGAGAGAGAACCACUUAAUUGCGACCAUGAGAAGGUUACCCCAUGUGACCUCCCUAGUAACUGGGCCAAUUUGUUUGCUUAAGAAACCUGGCUUGAGUCACUCAACACACCCUGGAUUCAAACUCGUGACUCCAGUGGUGAUAGUCAGCAUCAAUACUCGCUGACUUACCCAGGCCCCGUUUAAACAUUUUAUUAAGAUAAAGAUAAGAUAUAGUUUAUUGUGCAACCAAAAUCGCAAUAAUAAAUAAAAAUGUUGGUGCGUGAUGCACUUUUAACUAUAAACAAUGUUGAAAUAACAGAUAUGCACUCUUACAAUCAUGCGCUACAUUAAAAACACUAAAGAGUAGACAUGUCAUAUACAAAAAUAUACAUUAAAGAAAGUAUAAAAAUAUUGAGGAAUAUUUUCACUUACAAUGAAUAUAGAUUCAGCAAAUCUCCACAAGUUGUCAUUGAUUGUUUUUAUUGCAGCUCCUGAGGCUACAGUCGUUGAAAUUCCCAACGCCACCUACGGCAAAAAACUAGACAAACUAUCUUCGAUCAUUUUUGCCAAUAACUGAUUGUUCCUAAAGCAACUAUCUGCGUAAUUAAUCGUGAAAACUAUUAAUCGGUCGACCUCUAAAAAAACAAACACAGGUUUUAAAAAAGCACAAUUAAUUCAAACACCUUGAAAUAUGCUUAUGAAAUUGCAGCUAAUGUAAAUAUAACGGUUUGCAAACAAUUAUGAAAUGAUGAGGAAUUAUUAGGAAUUGUAACUUUUUUGCUUUCCUUUGUAAUUUCAAUUAGAACACAGGUGGUUUGAUUGUAUUUUUAAACUACAUCAUAAAUUCAGUUGAUUUAUGUAAAUAUAAAAGAAUAUGCUUUUAAUAUUUUAUUGAUACUAAUUAGAUCUACUUAAUGAUCAAGCCCAACAUUUUUAGACUAUCAAUCAUUACUUUAAAGUACUUUUAAUCAUUACUUUUUCCUCUGCUUCAAUUCAGAUUUACAUUUGUUUUCUAGGCUAUCAAACUGACUGAAAGUGCAGUUAUUGGGCCUUAAUGCAAUAUUAGUGUGAAGACACUGUACACACACACACACACACAUGCACGCACACACACAUACGUGUACAGGGUUGAUGCAAUAGUAUGAAGAAACAUACACACAAACACGCUUCUGUAUAUACAUAAAUUGCAUGCAAAUUGUCAAUACACUUUCUAGCCAAUAAUUGCAGGAUUCUCAUGCCUUUUAUAUAACACACACCUCUUAAAAAAUGAAUAGCAAAAAAGUCAAAAUGAGCCAUUAUCUUAAUUCAGCUCUUUUCCUCCCUUCAACGGAACAAUCUGUCAUGCUUUACUGAAUGAGAAACAAAUGCUUUGAUCUUUUGACUCCUUUUUAUCAACGCACUUAAUAAUGAUUUUGAUAAUGCAAGACACAAGAAAAGAAAUAUUUGAUCAAGACAGUAUUGUUCUUAGUAUUUAUUAAAUUAUACUCUCUCUUGUAUGCACUGAUUUUAUAGAUUUAUUAUAUACGCAAUUUAGAGAAUUACAUUUGCAUGCUGCACUAGAGAUUGCCUGUUAGAAAUGAGAGCUCAUAUCGCAAUACUUUGUCUCUGAUGAGAAGUAUUCUUAAUGUAAUUUUGGAAUUAGGAAAUGUAAAUAUUUGGUUUAUGGAAUUUAUGUUUUGGUACAAAUUAUGUCAUCUAAUUUACAAUUUUGCAACAGUAUUAUACACAUAUUUAUCCAGCUCGCCCUCAAUACAUGUACCAAUCAUAUAUUUGAUCACUUACGAUUAUAUAAGACAUUUGUUUAAGUGUUGAUUAUGCUUUAAACAAAAUCUUUCACACCUCAAAGUUCAGAUUUACAAAGAUCAUUAGCUGGUUUACAUUUUUUAAAUAUGCAUUUAUGUCUGUUUAUGUAAACUUGAUCCUGAGGUCAUGCUAGAUCAAUCAUUGCACGCUGAAAGACUCAGUGAAAUGUAAAAGCCUUGUCAUUCAGCAGUGGUAUAGAAACAAUAGCAAUAAAUGGCCAUCCUGAAAGCUACUCAGGUUUGACAAGUGAUUUACACAGAUGCUGGUAAUGCAUUAUUUAUUCAACUCAGGAGCAUUGUUUUUACAUUGAGUUAAGCUGAUUUAAUUGUUUAAACUGAUAAUCUGUGUACUGGCAAGAGUUCUCAGGAGAUGGACUUAUUAAAGUUCGUCCUUCUCAUACUGUACCUCUUUGAGAAGCUAUAAUUGUAAACAUGCUUAUCAUUAUAUCAGUUUUUCUUCCUUAAAAUGACCAUUGAAAACCUAAUUAACAGACUGCAUCCUGAGAUUGGAGUUAAACAGACCAUAUAUAAGAUAAAUGGCAUACUUUGCCAUAGCCCAAUACAAUGGACAUUAAUAAUACUUCACGGCCUUGUACAAAAUAUGGUGGCGAGGAUCUUGUUUUUGGCUACUUAAUUUAGUGUUACAUGUGGCUCCAUAUAUUGUUUGAACUUUUUUUCUCUUUUGAAUGAAUAAAAUAAAAUAACGUUGACUUUAAAAAUCUCAUUGUUUGUUUUCUCGUUAUGUAUUUUUCAGUGACACAUUAUUGGAAUUUCAUGAACUCUGUUAACUAUGUAAAUAUUUGACAACAGAAAUUCGGUUACAUUUACAGAUUAAAAAAGGAAGCUUUGGUUACCAUAAAUUCACCGUAAAAAAUACAGUGACCAUAUUUUAUGCAUUACUGGAUGUCAUGCCUGUAUAUUUUGUUAACAACUGUACUGUAUAUCAUUAACAGAUCAAAUGUUAAUGUACCAACCUUCUGGAACUACAAUAA
Molecule: messenger RNA, 6617 nt
Organism: Xyrauchen texanus (razorback sucker)
Lineage: Eukaryota; Metazoa; Chordata; Actinopteri; Cypriniformes; Catostomidae
Exons: 9
Coding region: 137-1408 (423 amino acids)
Source: RefSeq, a predicted model, not a curated record